Messenger RNA from Colletes gigas, 2942 nucleotides. It is a transcript of the gene Ptp36E, whose product is annotated as receptor-type tyrosine-protein phosphatase kappa. Gene Ontology annotation, biological process: protein dephosphorylation. The record is from RefSeq and is a predicted model, not a curated record. Gene Ontology annotation, molecular function: protein tyrosine phosphatase activity. The transcript has 14 exons. Bases 761 to 2881 code for a protein of 706 amino acids. NCBI's taxonomy places the organism in Eukaryota, Metazoa, Arthropoda, Insecta, Hymenoptera, Colletidae.
CUCGACCGAUCGUCGACGGUGACUCGUCCGUCGCGUCGCGUGUCGUCCAGUCUUUCACCGACCUCGCGCUCGUCGACGUCGACGUCCUCCCCGUAGUCCUCGUUAACUCGUCACCGUCAUGGUCGUCGUCGUCGUGGUUUAAACGUGGGUGGGUGACCGCGCGCGUGUGUGUGGAAAGCUUGUGAAAUAAACGUGACUGGGGUGAAUUUUCAGGCUUUCCUUCGGGACGUACAGAGACACCCGCCUCGCCUCGCCGCCUCGCGAUACCCAGUUUUCCUUCUUAACGGUCGCGUUGCACACACACCCUCGCGCGUAUGUUUAUUUAUAUUGAGAUAUAGAGAGCGAGAAGAACGCGUACCGAUGCACCGCCGUGCGGUUACCGCGUAGAAAGGGGUAAACGCCGUGUGACAGGGAUCGAACGAAAUCGAGCGAGAUUUACGGGCGGAUCGAUGACACCGGCACGCAGCCGUGAAGUUGGAACCGGAAGCUGACCGCUGGUUACACAAAACGGGACACGGUUUGUUAUUUCGUCGCGUGCCGGACGGUGUGCCCGAUUGCCUGCCCGAAGGACCGACGGAGGGAUCUCUGUUUAUCCCCGAUUUCGAUCGAUCGACCCUCGACGCGACCUGGAUAUCGCCAGGCGUCAAUUGCCCGUUUGUUGACGCGUGCACGUUCGUCGCUUCGCGAGAAGCGCACCGGAGAGGAGCUGUUUUUCCCGGUCGAGGUGUUCCUUCUUCUCGCGGGGCACUUCUUCGAGAAAAUGUCGUCGCUGCGGACUCAAUCGACCGGCGGCGGGGUCCUCGGUUUGAGCAGCGUCGGUUCCGAUCGCACCGGAGCCACUUCGACCGCUGGCGGUUCUCAUUCCCACUCGCACAGGAAGCACCAUCAUCAUCACAGGAGCAGAAGCGCGCCGAGGGCGCCGGAGAAACCGCCGCGGAAACGUCAUCUUAAUCCCGGGCACAGUCUCGCCUCCAUUCCCAGUCAGAUUAAGCUGUCGAUGCUGAACAGCGGCCUCAUCUCGUUCGCCACGGAAGAACUCGGUAGCAGUAUGAGCACCACUCUGCCGUCCGCGCCGACCGAACUCCCACAAUUCCCGAAGCUUUGCGAGUUACGCCGAAAGUUUCCUGUUCUGUACCGCGUGGAGUUUCAGACAGCGACCAAGGUAGAAACGCACGCGUGCAGACACGCCACGAAACCGGCCAACAAGGAGAAGAACCAGAACCAGAAGUGUAUUCCUUAUGAUUACAACAGGGUGGUUUUGGAUACGCUAGAAGGCGAACCCGAUUCCGAUUACGUUAACGCGUCUUAUGUAGAUAGUAUAUUGAAACCGAACGCUUACAUCGUGACACAGGGACCCAUGGAGAACACGGUGACGGAAUUCUGGCGCAUGGUGUGGCAAGAAAGGGCUUGCUGUAUCGUCAUGCUCACGAAGACUUUCGAUUUCAUCAGGGUGAUGUGCGUCCAAUAUUGGCCGGCUAGCAAAGACAAAGACGAAGAGUACGGAGGCAUCGGGGUGUCCGUGAUGAAGGAGGAGGAGCUCGCCAAUUUUCACAUACGGACCAUAAGGCUCUACAAGAAAAAUGAGAACGACGAAGUGACGGAAGAAAGAACGUUGUUACAAUUCCAUUACACUGAGUGGCAUUCGCACACGUGCCCGUUCGGUAACGCGGUUUUGGAGUUUCGUCGACGAGUCAGGGCUGUCGUCGGGUCUACCAUAAAGAACGAAUCCGGUCCCAUGGUCGUCCAUUGCAACGACGGCGGCGGAAGAUCGGGGGUGUACCUCGCGAUAGACGCGAACAUGGAGCUGGCCGAGGAGGAGGACGCCUUCGACGUGUUUGGCUACUUGAAAAAGUUGCGGCAGAGUAGAAGAGGACUUAUCGAGAACUUGGAACAGUACAAAUUCGUAUACGACACGUUGGAGGAGUUCGUGGUGUGCGGCACGUCGUGGUUUCCGGUUUCGGAGCUGUCGCAGCGUCUCAAGCAAAAGAGCGUAAAAAAUCCGAUAACCAAGAUAAAUGAGUAUCAGCGGGAAUAUCAGCAAAUUUGUAAGCAAACGCCGCGUUUUACGAUUGGAGAUUGCGCCGGCGGACACAGGGCCGACAAUAGGGAGAAGAACAGAGACGUUCUGGUAGUACCACCCGACAACUUUCGACCGUACCUCACCAGUUUCCAGGGUAAUAGUUACACCGACUAUAUAAACGCUGUCUUCGUGGACGGCUACACGAAGCCAAGGGAAUACAUCGUAACGGAAUGGCCUCUCCGACACACGUGCGGUGAGUUCUGGUCCUUGGUUUACGACUACGAGUGCGCGGCUGUGGUGGUGUUGUGUGUACCGCCCCCGGGCUCCACGAAUUUCCCGAGCUUUUGGCCAGAGGGGAAGCACUCGAAGAAGUAUGGUCCAGUGUUUACGAUCGAUCACAUUAGUCACAAUCACUAUACGAACAUCAAGACUUGGAUCUUCAGGAUAAAUAAGAAGAUCGUGUCGCUGACGGAGCUGAUGGCCGGCGUGAAAGCUCCGCCGAAAACCGUUCAGUUGUUUCAGCUAACUUGCUGGCCGAUGGGCCACAAAGUACCAACGUCCACCAACAGUCUGGUCGAGCUGAUGAACAUGGUGGAGAGAUGGAGGCAACGAACCGAUUACGGUCCGGUGGCCGUCGUUUCACCGGACGGUAGGAGUCGUUGCGGCGUUUACUGUGCCGCGAACGCGUGCAUCGAGCAGGUGAUACAGCACGGCGAGGUGGACAUUUUCCAAGCAGUGAAAACUGUACGGAGACACAGGCCCCAGCUCGUCGAGAACAUGACGGAGUACAAGUACUGUUACGACUUGGUGCUGCACUACGUGCUACACUAUCUCAACAAAGACAUGAACGAAAAGAAGUGAGAAAGCGAGUUGAGGGACGAGCUGUGGUUUAUCGAGUUCGGUCGGGGGGCGGCUCUGCCGC